AUCCAUCAGGAAAAUAUAAUCAAAGUUUUUAUAAAAAAAAAUAAUAGAAAUAGAGUGAAAUUUUUAAGAAGAUUAAAAAAUAGAAUAAAUAUCAAUUUUAAAAGACAUACAUAGUGAUAACAUGAAGAAAAAUAUUGAAAUUAUACAAAAUUCUCAGAAAAGAAGCAGAAAAUUAUGGAUGAAGACACGGUCGAAAGAUUGGUGGAAUAACAUUUUUGCUUCAGAUAAUUAUUCGGAAAUAUUUGAAAACUUCCGAAUGGAUAAAGAAACCUUCAAUUUUAUAUGUGAAAAAUUAGACGAAAAAUUAAAGCCUCAUCCACUUCAUGUACGGGAAUCCUUAUCAACUAAAUGCAAGGUUGCAAUUAGUAUUUAUAAACUUGCUUCUUCUGCCGAAUACAGAGUUGUUGGCAAUCAAUUUGGUGUACAUAAAAGCACUGUCAAAAAGUGUCUUUAUGAAUUUUGUGAUGCUAUGCUAACCUAUAUCAAAGAAGAAAUUUAUAUGCCAGAAAAUGAGGAAGCCGAAGAAGUAAUAAAAAAUUUUAAAGAAAAAUCUGGUAUUCCUCAAGUGCUAGGAGCAAUUGACGGAACACAUAUUCCAAUAACUCCGAAACAGGAAGGAUAUAGAGACUACAUAAAUAGAAAAGGUUGGCCAUCUUUAAUAUUACAAGCAGUUGUGGAUAGUAAAUAUUUGUUCCGAGAUAUAACAUGUAAACAUCCAGGAUGUACACACGACGCAACUGUUUUGAAGGAUUCCUUCCUGUACUCUAAAUAUGGAAAUCUGGAUCUACCGGUUGAAAUUUUGACAACAACAUUAUAAGGCCGUUUUUAAUUGGAGAUCCUGCGUAUCCACUUUUGCCAUGGAUAUUGAAAAAUUUUCCAGGCCACUGUAAUGAAGAAGAAGAAUCUUUUAAUGUUUAUCUAAACAAGGCGAGAAUAGUGGUAGAAAAUGCCUUUGGAAGAUUGAAAAGCAGAUGGCGAAUUCUCCAAAAAAGAAUUGAUGUCAAUGUGGAUUAUGUGCCUAAAGUAGUUGCCACAUGUUGUAUGCUGCAUAAUAUUUUAGAAAAAAAGAAAAG
Messenger RNA from Condylostylus longicornis, 1073 nucleotides. Its product is annotated as putative nuclease HARBI1. The transcript has 3 exons. Lineage: Eukaryota; Metazoa; Arthropoda; Insecta; Diptera; Dolichopodidae. The record is from RefSeq and is a predicted model, not a curated record. The coding region runs from base 122 to 817 and encodes 231 amino acids.